UGUCGCUCGGAAACGACGAUAGAAAUCGUCAUUGAUAUUAGUGCAGUCCAGUUUAGAAAAGAUGUCGACAAUCUGUAAUACGAUUGCGUAUCAAUGCCGAUGAAUGCAAUGUUGAGUGGGUAAAAAGGCGAGUGGUGGGGUUAGAUGCAAGACCAGAAGGAGGUGAAGAACGUGGAGGUGGUGGAGGAUGAAGAGGGAAAGGGGCAAAGAAAAGGUAAAGCAAAGGGUAGAAGAGGUUAUGAACUCUAACCCACGAAUGGUCGACGUAGUGUGGUAGCUGCAAUGAACUGUCCAAAUGAAGCGUGGUCAGAUCGGUCAUCGUUGUUGGUGAUAAAGGGAGAAAUGGAUAGGGAGCACAGAGAUCAGCGUGAUCACGAUAAUUCUAAUGAGAACGAAGGAGAACGGAAAAGUGGAAUGGAUUUUCGUAGUAUCUCCCAUUCUCAUCACGGAGUACCCGAUCUUUCGACGGAUGCUGACUCGGAGAGAGAUAUGGAAAUCGAUCAAAAUGAUCGGCCUGAAAACUUGCACGACGAUAAAACGGAUCAAAUGUUGGAAAGAAAUUUUCACUAUUUAGAGCAUCAUCCAGCUAUGAGAGAUAUUGAGAGAGAUCAAAACAAUCACAUGGAUAACUUGCAUGACGAUAAAAUAGACCAUAAAAUGAGUAGAGAUUAUCGCAAUAUGGGACAUCAUCCAGCCAUGCUUCAUUUAUCCUCUGGUAUAGAACACUUGAAUAAUGUCGAUGUAGAGGUUAAAUUGUCAAGAGACGUUAGAGGUUCUUUAGGUUUAGGAUUAUCCUUAGAAUUAUGUGUUGUAUGUGGAGAUCGAGCAAGUGGUAGACAUUAUGGAGCUAUAAGUUGCGAAGGCUGUAAAGGUUUCUUUAAACGUAGCAUUCGUAAGCAAUUAGGUUACCAAUGUAGAGGAAGUAAAAAUUGCGAAGUUACCAAACACCAUAGGAACCGCUGUCAAUAUUGUAGGCUUCAAAAGUGCCUGGCAAUGGGUAUGAGAAGUGACUCCGUUCAACACGAACGAAAACCAGUAUUAGGAGAAACUGCUGGAGCUAAAGUUGGGAGUCGUAAUCCCAGAGUCAAACCAGAACCACAACAACCAGUCCCCGAAGCUCCACAAACUUGGGAACAACCUGAAAGUCCUUGUAUGGAAGACCAAAGCAGUGACAGUGAUUUGAGCGAUGCUCUGACGCUUGCUAGGGACCGUUUAUUAAUAUCUCAUGCAUUGGAUAGCAUAGCUAAAUCUAUUGGUGAUGGUGUAAAUGGUUCCAGUGAACCAGACGAAGAGUGGACAGGUCAGUUAAUCUCAGAGAGGCAUACAUUGUUCGAGUUAAGAGCACCUAGUCCUGCACCUGCAUACUUAUCUAUACAUUACAUCUGUGAAAGUGCAGCAAGGCUAUUAUUUUCGUCUGUACAUUGGGCAAGAGGGAUUCCUGCUUUUCAAGCUUUACCAUCAGAAAUCCAAACUACGUUGGUGCGUAGUUGCUGGGGACAGUUAUUUACACUGGGUUUAGCACAGUGUGCAUAUACUUUAUCCCUUCCUAGUAUUCUGACAUCCAUUAUAAAUCAUCUACAAACUAGUAUCGCGCAAGAAAAAAUUACGGCUGGCAAAGUGAAAUCUGUUACAGAACAUAUAUGCAGAUUGCAAGACUGCGUUAGUUCUCUUCACAAAUUGCAAGUAGAUUCCGUCGAAUAUGCCUAUCUUAAAGCAUUGACGCUCUUCAGUUCGGAUAAUGUACUGGUUGGUAUUUGGCGUAAAAAGGUUGAAGCGCUACAGGAAGCAGCAUGGACGGAAUUAAAACAACGAGUAGGAUCUGAUAGAUUACCUCGUCUUUUAUUAAAACUUGCACCUCUUCGUACGAUUAAUCCUAGAGUGUUAGAAGACCUUUUUUUUGCGGGUCUUAUUGGUAGAGUAAGCGUAGCUAGUGUAGUGCCUUAUAUUCUGACCAUGCAAGAUUGUAAAUCAGAACCUGAAAGUCACAAGGGAAAGCCAAAGAGGGCUCCAGUAGAACAAAAAAAGGAAGAGAAAGAGGAAUCGAAUAAGGGUAAACGUAAACACGAAGAGGAAGAUAAGGAUACGAUAAAUCAUAAAAAGGCUGAGACUACUGGCACGAGUCAGGAUUGCAAAAGAAAAAUGAUGGAGAAUAUGUUGCCUAAAUGUGAUGCGCGUCUUCCAAAAAUGACCCCGAUAACUGACGAUUACGAGAUCAGUAAUCAUGUUUUGGGUCUUGGUAUUAAUGGAAAGGUCGUACAGUGUUUCGAUAGAAAGACUAGGGAAAAGUAUGCCCUAAAGGUUUUACAUGACUGUGUCAAAGCAAGAAGAGAAGUAGAAUUACAUUGGAGAGCAUCCAAUUGCAGACACAUAGUUCAAGUAAAAGAUGUAUAUGAAAAUUCGUAUAGUGGCAACAAAUGCUUACUUGUGGUAAUGGAAUGCAUGGAAGGUGGCGAAUUAUUUCAAAGGAUUCAAGAUCGGCAAGACUGUGCUUUUACGGAAAGAGAAGCUGCACAAAUAAUGUACGAAAUAUGUGUUGCGGUGAAACAUCUGCACGAUAUGAAUAUUGCUCACAGAGAUCUCAAACCGGAAAAUCUUUUGUAUUCAAAGCCAGAUAAAACGGGAAUUUUAAAAUUAACCGAUUUUGGAUUUGCCAAAGAAACACAUAUGAAAGAUAAUUUACAAACACCUUGUUAUACGCCAUAUUAUGUUGCUCCAGAAGUUCUGGGACCAGAAAAAUACGAUAAAAGUUGCGAUAUUUGGUCGCUCGGUGUAAUAAUGUAUAUACUGUUGUGCGGCUUUCCACCGUUUUAUAGUAAUCACGGUUUAGCGAUAUCACCUGGAAUGAAAAAAAGAAUUCGUUUGGGUCAAUAUGAUUUUCCUUCUCCAGAAUGGUCAAAUGUAAAUGUACAAGCUCGUGAUCUCAUAAAAGGAAUGUUAUGCACGGAUCCGGCGCAAAGAUUGCAAAUAGACGAAGUGAUGCGCAAUAAAUGGAUUGCCAAAUACACAGAAGUGCCUCCUACACCAUUGCACACUGGUCGUGUAUUAAGAGAAGGUGAAGAACUUUGGCCCGAAGUACAAGAAGAAAUGACCCGUUCGUUAGCUACAAUGCGGGUGGAUUAUGAUACCGCAAAUCUUAAACAACUCGAUCAUAGCAACAAUCCAUUAUUAAACAAACGUAGACGCGCUAAACAAGCAAGCGCUAUUCCAGCAACCGCUAAUCCUACACCAGCUUCCUAGGAGAAUGUUUUACGAGCCAGACAAAACUGGCAACUUUUGAUACGCAGAUGCAUUAGAUAUAGCAUUAUUACAAUGCGGAUUGUUUUUUGACGACUUGCAUCAUCAUGCAAAGGAAACAAACUUGCAAAGUAGAUAACUAUUAUAAAAGAAGCCAAUUGUGUGCAUAUGAGUGCACAUGCAUCUAUACAUGAAGGAUUACAUGCUGGCUGCGUUGUUCUUCUAAUGUUUUGUUUUAAACAAUUGUACAAUUUGUAAUAUAUAUAUAUUUUAUUUAUUAUUA
Molecule: messenger RNA, 3517 nt
Organism: Polistes dominula (European paper wasp)
Lineage: Eukaryota; Metazoa; Arthropoda; Insecta; Hymenoptera; Vespidae
Product: MAP kinase-activated protein kinase 2
Biological process (GO): protein phosphorylation
Molecular function (GO): ATP binding; protein kinase activity
Source: RefSeq, a predicted model, not a curated record